Molecule: messenger RNA, 1672 nt
Organism: Tachysurus vachellii
Lineage: Eukaryota; Metazoa; Chordata; Actinopteri; Siluriformes; Bagridae
Gene: bola3
Product: bolA family member 3
Exons: 4
Coding region: 121-438 (105 amino acids)
Source: RefSeq, a predicted model, not a curated record
UUUGUGCGACAACAGCCGUCCGGGCAUGACUUUCUUGAAGUUCUUAUGCACUCUGUGAAGAAUUUUGUUUUGUUUUGUUUUGUUUAACGAGAACAUUCGGUAAUAACGGUCGGGUUCGGGAUGUCUCUUCACAGACUACUAAGAUGCAACACUCUUAUGGCGUUGUCAUGUAGACAGACUCUGAGAUCUUUUUCCACCAACACUGAAGGAGAGAUCCAUAUUACCAAAAUACUGAAGGAGAAGUUUCCCCAAGCCUCAUCUCUCAAAGUUGUGGAUAUAUCAGGUGGCUGCGGAGCGAUGUAUGAAAUCCACAUCGAGUCAGAUGACUUCAGAGGAAAAAGAAUAGUGCAGCAGCACCAGAUAGUGAAUCAGGCACUCAAAGAAGAGAUUAAAGGCAUGCAUGGACUGCGGAUCUUCACAGAUGUUCCCAAAAAGUAGCUGCUUCACCAGAGUCUUUCACUACAUCAAGAUUCAUGCUGGAAACCAUUAGAACUGAUGAUCACAUAUGAAUGUAUCAUUUAAUUCUUCAGAUAAACCAUUACAUGAUAUUUAAAAAAAAGUCAGAAACUUCUAAGAGAUUUUUUUAAUGAAAAAGUUUAAUGGGCCUCAUUUAUCAAUCGUAUUCUAUAUGUAUAUAUGUACAUGUAUACAUCAUCCACUAUUGUGUAUACCUUGUAAUCCAGACCAAACUAAAAAAUCAUCCCAGAUUUACAAAAGAAUCAGUAAUGCUAAUCUCCUUCAUACUCACACGUGUAGAAAAGCUAACAAAACCUUUAAAAUCGAAACUCACAGAGCCGAAAAUGACCAAAAAUUAUGACUACAUAGUGAAAGAGUCCCUCCUAAGUGUGGUGUGCACUAAAUCACUAUGUAUUUAUAGUCUUAUUGGUCUCUAUUUAAAGAUUUGUCGAGGACUGUUUUCUUUCAUUAAACAGAAAUGAUUGCAUUUAACAUUUAAAUGAGCAAUUUAUACUUUUGAUUAGAUGAUUUAGAGCCAAGUGAAGCAAGUGAGUCCCUUAUAUAUUUACAUGAACUCAGGAAUUCGUACAAUAUACUGGCACGAUUAAGAUGAUUUUCAUGAACUAAAUAUCUUGUGUAAAUGCUCUGGUGAAUAAUUUACGAAUAAAGGCUAGGGUUAGGUUGAUAAGUGAGGCCCAUUGUUGUUGGAAUUCUAUAGUACGCACAAAACAUGACUUAAACGCUGGAAUGCGCACAAAAAUGACACAAAGCCGAUGUUGUAGCCUGAGAAAAUGACCUGGAAAGCUACUCAGAAUAGCAUUUACUAUUAGUGUCAUUCACAACACCAGUGAUACUUGACUAACCAUAAGUAAUUGUUUUGAAGCCUUCUGUGUUUGUUGUUAUUUAUGACACUACUGUGUUUUUCUCUGUGCUCUGUUGAUUCUGAUUAUUUGGAUUCGAAAGCCAUUAAAUCUCAUUUCUUUUCUGUUAUAAUUUCUCUUCAUUCUAAUAUAUGAUCAAAUUUAUGCAUUGUGGUCAAAUAUAAUGUGUGCACUGCUAAAAAACAUGUAAUCUUGUGUAAACAUCAUCUUUAGUUUUAGCAUGAAGUUUCUUUAAAAUGUUGUGAAUCACGUUUGUCCACUAGAUGGCAGGUUUUUAUACUAGAUGUCCCUUGCACUGAUGAAAAAUGUUACAGAAUAAAUUUUAUUUGGUAAAA